This is a messenger RNA of Paramecium pentaurelia, 613 nucleotides long. The record is from the annotation of a GenBank genome assembly. Lineage: Eukaryota; Ciliophora; Oligohymenophorea; Peniculida; Parameciidae.
AAUGGAUAUAAAUAUAGGAGAAACACUCUUCAUCAUUGUUGGAGCUGCCAUUUCGAUUUCAGUUGGUGAAUUAGUUUCAUGGUUUCUCGUUUAUCGAAAUGCAGAUUACAAAGACCUUGUAUCUAGAAUUGAGACUGCUGUAGCCAAAUAUAAUAAAGAGAAAGAAUAAUUUGUCAAGUAAAUUGUUAUCAUUUAUGUUUACAAGAGAAACUAAUGCUAAAAAUCAAGAGAAAAGAUUAUCACAAAUUGAAUCAUAAAUUAAAGGAUUAAAUUAUGAAAUGACAUUCAAAAAGAUGAUAUCAAAUGCUGCAGUAGCUAUACUAUCUAUUGUUACAAUUAAUUCAAUUGGUAAUUAUUAUUCAGGAAUUGUUGUGGCAAAAUUGCCAUUUGAACCAUUUUGGAUUCUAUAAUAAAUAACUCAUAGAGGACUUAAUGGAGAGGAUUUAACAGAUUGUUCCUAUAUAUUCAUUUAUAUUUUAUCAGCACUCAUAUUUAAAUCUAAUAUACAAAAAAUAUUUGGUAUCCUUUUAUAUUUAAUCACAUCUAGGUUUGGAAGGACCUAAAAUGCCAUUUGGUCCUGGUGGUCCUCAACCCAGUUUAUUCAAAUAGUGAA